Lates calcarifer (barramundi perch) is the source of this 1242-nucleotide messenger RNA. It is a transcript of the gene nol7, whose product is annotated as nucleolar protein 7. Gene Ontology annotation, molecular function: RNA binding. The transcript is spliced from 8 exons. NCBI's taxonomy places the organism in Eukaryota, Metazoa, Chordata, Actinopteri, Centropomidae. Gene Ontology annotation, cellular component: nucleus. Bases 35 to 727 code for a protein of 230 amino acids. The record is from RefSeq and is a predicted model, not a curated record.
CCCGGUCCAUGUUUUUUGACGUCACACAACCAACAUGGCGAAGGCAAAACGUGGGAAUGCGACUUCAUCGUCGAAAAUGGCGGAUAACAGCGAUAAACAAGCAGAAAAGUUCAGUUUGAUGCUGGACUCCAGCGACGACGAGGCGCCCGAAGAGGUGACCUUUGAAGACUCGAAGACUCAGGCUUUACGGAGCAUGAAACAGGCGCUGGACACGGCCAGGAGGGAAAAGGAGCUGCUGAAAGAGAAGAGGAGGAAGAGACAGGAGCUGUUUCAGGAACAGAAGAAAAGGAAACUCUUACCGGCUGAUGUGUUGGAGGAAAUCGACCCCACGUCUUCAAAGAAGCCGAGACAAUCUGAAGAUGAAGCUGAAGAGGAGCAGCAGAAAGGAGAUGGAGAGAAGGAGCUGCGGAAGAAGAAAAAGAAGACGAGGGGGAAACUGGCACACUCUCGAAUUCUAAAGGGAAACUACACUGUGGCUACGUUGGAGGAGCGAUCGAUGGCGUCUUUCCAGCAGCAGGCGGCCGAAGAUUUCAUCCAGUCCAGACUGUACGGACCAGGGAGCUGCAGGACCACAAGUAACGAGCUGCUCUCCCUCCAGAACAAGAAGGGGUGGAAUAAAAGUGCAGCGGUGCAGUUUGUUAAAAAAGACUGGGCCUGUAAGGAAAAAGCCAAAGCAGAGAAGCUGAAGAAGAGGUGGAUCCACAAGCAGCACAUUUCCUCCUGCUGACCGGUCAUCACUAAAACCUCAGCCUUGGUCUGCAGACCUUUCUCUGCACCGGUCGCACACUGGAUUUAAAUGGACACCAGUCGUGGCCGACCGUCUGAAAUGCGGAGGAAGACGUUGUUUAAAUUUAGGCCGGGACACAGUGUGGAGUUAAUGUGGGAAUGGCAGCAGCCUCAAUCCCUCAGUUUAUCACCAGGACUCAGGCAAAAGAUAGAAACACUUUGUGUCCUGAGACUGACUGAUCAAGCUCUUUUCCACUGCCUAACAACCCUUAAACAGGGUUCUCAUAACCCGAUGCUUUUCCUUGUGUUUAUAAACAGAGAGUUUUCUUCACAUAUCAAUGUUUCAAUGUGUUUACAAACAGCAGGAAAUGUGGAAAUACAUUUGUUUCGGGCUUAUGGCAAAAUAUGCAUCUGUAAUGAUAAUUUUCUUAGAAAGUUCAUUACUUAGAUGUGAGAAUAGGAUGAUCUCCUUGUUUUCUGUUAAAUGACUUUAAUAAAUGUUUGUUAUUAGUGUCA